Messenger RNA from Vicia faba (fava bean), 1077 nucleotides. Lineage: Eukaryota; Viridiplantae; Streptophyta; Magnoliopsida; Fabales; Fabaceae. The record is from the annotation of a GenBank genome assembly.
AUGUAUGUUAUUGUUAAUGAUAUCCCUACUAAGGAUUUCAAUGUCUCAAGAGGGUUACGUCAAGGAUAUCUGUUAUCAUUGUUUCUAUUUCUCAUGGUUGUUGAAGGGAUCUUUGGCUUAGUGAAUAAUGCAGUGUUGUUAGGUGAAUUUAAAGGGUUCAACUUUGUUGGAAACUUACGGUUGGAGCUGAGCUUCUAUAAUUUGCCGAUGAUACAGUCUUGGUGGGAGAUGGGUCGUGGCAAAGUCGCUGGAGCAUUAAAGCGUUACUUAGAGGAAGCUGCAGGUUUCCUUUUGUGUGGUAUCGGGGCUCCGUCUUUCACUUUUCUUGGUAUUCCUAUCAUUAUUAAUCCAAAACGCCGGGAGGUGUGGACGCAUAUUAUGGAUAAAAUUAGAGAAAGGUCAUCUGUGUGGCAUAAUAGGUUUUUGUCCAUUGGUGGUAGAGUGGAGCUAUUGAGUUCAAUUUUGUCCAAUAUGUUGAUAUUCUUAUUCUCUUUCUAUAAAGUUCCAAAAGUGAUUAUCAAUGAAGUUAUAUUGCUUCAACAAGUUUUCUUGUUGGGUGGUGCGGAAGAUAAGAAGGAAUUUAAUUUUGGGUAUGGUGAAAUAAUGACUCUGAUGUUGGAGGAACUAGUUUUCAAUGCUCGUUCCAAGGUUUCGCUUUGGUGGAAAGAUAUAUGUUCGGUUGGUAAAGUUGAGAAGGACAACCCAGAAAACUGGUUUACCUCGUCAAUCUCUUGCAAACUCAAAAAAGGGGCUGUUAUUAGUUUUUGGGUGCAUCAGUGGUCGGGCUCGAUGCCUUUUCGCAAUUGUUUUCCAUCGUUAUACCUGGUUUCAGAUCCCGACAGGAUGAAGGUGUCUGAUCAUAGGGUGAUUGCUGAUAUUUUGGUUGCUUCUGUUAUGGAGCUGGCAAAGUUAUGGUUAUUGGAUUAUUUGUGGAAGUCCAAAGAUCCUAGCAAAAUGCUCAUUUUCGAUUGGCGAUUGAUUUUGAACAAACUGCCUUUGAGGAUGGAGCUUGGGAAACGUCACAUUUUUGUUGGAGCCCAUAACACGAAAUUUCGUUAUUACUUGGUGUUCAUUUGA